AUUUCUACAUGGUCCGUACCAUCGUUAUCUGAAAAAUCCCAAACAGAAAUCUCUUCUAGCUAAAAUAUCCCAAACCGAAAAAAGGAAAAAUUAUUUCCGAAUUGAAAUUCGGACAAUUCCUCGCAUUGCCUUUGAGUUCGGAGAAAUUUCGAUCAAAUUAUGGGGUGAACUGGUGAACCCAAUCCCGAUCAGGUAUGGAGUGGGACAGCAACUCGGAUUUCAGCGGAGACGAAGAGGGAUUGGAGGAGGAAGAGGAAGAAAAGCUAGGGUUUGUGCUCAGUAGCAAUGGCGACGGUCCGCCACUUCCCUUGCCGGUUGAUUCGCUUCUUCAGCCUGCGCCGUGCGGCUUCGUGGUUGCCGACAUGCUCGAGCCGGAUCAACCCGUUAUUUAUGUAAAUUCGGUGUUUGAGAUGGUCACUGGUUACCGAGCCGAAGAGGUCCUUGGCCGAAACUGUCGGUUUUUGCAAAGUAGGGGUCCUUUUGCUAAAAGAAGACAUCCAUUAGUGGACUCAACUGUAGUUGCUGAAAUAAGAAGAUGCCUUGAAGAGGGGCUUGAAUUCCAAGGCGAAUUAUUAAAUUUUAGAAAAGAUGGAACUCCGUUGAUGAAUAGACUGCGCUUGACUCCUAUAUAUGGAGAUGAUGACACAAUUACUCAUGUUAUAGGUAUCCAGUUUUUUACAGAAGUGAUUCUUGAUCUAGGCCCACUGCCAGGGUCUUCAGCCAAGGAGUUUACAAGAUCAUCUGUUAGGCACUGCUCUAGUCUUUCCUCUUGUGGGCCAAUUUCUAAUGGAAACCUGAAUAUUGCUUCUGGAGUUUGUGGGAUCCUACAGCUGAGUGAUGAAGUUCUUUCUCUCAAGAUUCUUUCACUAUUGACCCCAAGAGAUAUUGCAUCUGUUGGCUCUGUAUGUAGAAGGCUCUAUGCUAUGACAAAGAAUGAAGAUCUCUGGCGUAUGGUUUGUCAAAAUGCAUGGGGUAGUGAAACAACUUGUGUAUUAGAGGCAGUGCCUGGAGCAAAGAGAUUAGGGUGGGGUAGAUUGGCAAGGGAAUUGACUACACUUGAAGCAGUGGCUUGGAAGAAGUUAACUGUUGGAGGUGCUGUUGAACCUUCACGCUGCAACUUCAGUGCAUGUGCAGUUGGAAAUAGGGUAGUUCUUUUUGGUGGAGAAGGGGUCAAUAUGCAACCCAUGAAUGAUACAUUUGUUUUGGACUUGAAUUCCAGUAGUCCAGAGUGGAAGCAUGUCAAAGUGAGCUCUCCUCCUCCUGGGCGAUGGGGUCACACACUUUCAUGUGUGAAUGGAUCUCAUCUUGUUGUAUUUGGUGGCUGUGGGACACAGGGCUUAUUGAAUGAUGUCUUUGUGCUAGAUUUGGAUGCCAAACACCCCACCUGGCGUGAGAUCUCUAGUUUGGCCCCACCACUUCCAAGAUCUUGGCAUAGCUCCUGCACACUCGAUGGGACCAAGUUGAUAGUUUCUGGAGGUUGUGCAGAUUCUGGAGUGCUUCUCAGUGACACUUUCCUGCUUGAUCUAUCAAUGGAGAAACCUAUGUGGCGAGAGAUACCAGUCGCAUGGACUCCACCUUGUCGUUUGGGACACACAUUAUCUGUUUAUGGUGGCCGGAAAAUUUUGAUGUUUGGGGGACUUGCUAAGAGUGGCCCUUUGCGUUUUCGAUCUAGUGAUGUAUUCACAAUGGAUUUAAGUGAGGAGCAACCAUGUUGGAGAUGUGUAACAGGGAGUGGAAUGCCUGGUGCUGGAAAUCCUGGGGGCAUUGCUCCUCCACCCAGGCUUGAUCAUGUGGCAGUAAGCCUCCCUGGUGGUGGAAUCCUGGUCUUCGGUGGGUCUGUUGCCGGUCUUCACUCGGCCUCACAGCUCUACAUCCUAGAUCCAGUAGAAGACAAGCCUACAUGGAGGAUUUUGAAUGUGCCUGGUCGACCUCCAAGAUUUGCUUGGGGACACAGUACUUGUGUAGUUGGCGGAACUAGAGCAAUAGUCCUAGGAGGUCAGACUGGAGAAGACUGGAUGCUAAGUGAACUGCAUGAAUUGUCCUUAGCAAGUUCUACUAUAUAAUGAAGAGAAAAGCGAGAUCAAUAUCCAUAUGCUUGAAAUAAAGAUUAUCUUUGAGCGAAGCACCCUAUCUACACCCUUUUUGCUUGCCUCAAAUGGAAUAUCAGUAUCCAUUGGUUAGUUGCUGUUCUUUUAUUUAUACUGUUGAGCAGCUCCUGGACAUUACAAGUGGUGGAUCAUCUGAGCAUAAUUCUCCAAAAGGCUUGCCUGAAAUAGAUUUUUAUGCCUGCACUUGGAAUUAUCUUCCCUUUUCAGCUAGCAACAGUCAAUAGAGUAGAAUGAAUAUUUUCUAAUUCUAGGUUUAGUUCAUCCUGUAUGGCAUCUGGUGUUAGUGGUUCAGGUCCAUGGGACAGCAUAUCAAAGCAACAAAGUGAAAGGUAAAGGGAAAAGAGAAAAAGUAUGGAAACAGAAGCAUGCAUUACGUUUUGAUGGUUAGGUGAAGAUGAUGAUUUUGUUUCGUUGUAA
Molecule: messenger RNA, 2525 nt
Organism: Ipomoea nil (Japanese morning glory)
Lineage: Eukaryota; Viridiplantae; Streptophyta; Magnoliopsida; Solanales; Convolvulaceae
Product: adagio protein 1
Exons: 2
Coding region: 195-2063 (622 amino acids)
Biological process (GO): circadian rhythm; response to blue light
Cellular component (GO): nucleus; cytosol; SCF ubiquitin ligase complex
Molecular function (GO): protein binding
Source: RefSeq, a predicted model, not a curated record